UUGCCCACUCUCUACUAAGAUACAUAAUUACAAAUUUCACUUUUUUUCUGUAAAAGUAUUUCAAAAUCAUGACUGGAGGAAGAGAAAUCCUGCACAAGAUGAAGGAAAAGGCAUGUUUUAUGGCUUCAAUGCCAGACUCACCAGAUACAAGAGGCAGGGGAGGAGCAUCAAAGCGGAUCACUCAUGGUUCCCACCUGGUGAAGGGAAAGUCUAAUCACGCGAUGGAAGAUUGUUUAGUUUGUGAGUUUAAGCAAGUCCAUAACAACGAUUUGGGACUAUUCGCAAUCUAUGAUGGACAUAUGGGUCAUGAUGUAGCUAACUACUUGCAGACACACUUGUUUAACAAUAUUUUGAAAGAGCAUGACGUUUGGACGGAUACUGUGAAUGCAACUCGUAGAGCUUAUCAUAGUACAGACAAAGACAUUCUGGCAAAAGCAUUCGAAUUGGGAAAAGGAGGGUCAACUGCAGUUACUGCAAUGCUGAUAAAUAGUCAAACACUUAUAGUAGCAAAUGUGGGAGAUUCUCGAGCUGUCAUAUCCAAGAAAGGUGUUGCCGAGCAGCUAUCAGUUGAUCAUGAGCCAAACAGGGAAAGGGAGAUAAUUGAAAGCAAAGGCGGAUUUGUUUCAAACAUUCCAGGUGAUGUACCUCGUGUUGAUGGACAGCUUGCCGUUGCAAGGGCAUUUGGAGACAAGAGCUUGAAGAGACAUCUUAGUUCAGAUCCAGACGUGGCAAUUGAGCUGAUAGAUAACGAUGUAGAUCUCAUCAUUUUGGCAAGCGAUGGACUGUGGAAGGUAAUGUCCAACCAAGAGGCAGUGGACUGCAUUAAGAACAUGAAAGACGCGAAAGCAGCAGCUAAACAUUUAUCAGAAAUGGCGAUUUCGCGGAAAAGCAAGGAUGAUAUUUCCUGCAUAGUUGUUAAGUUCCAGUGAAAGUAAGUCCUUUUGCAAGUAAAGAUUGGGCUGUACAAAUUAUUUUUGAAAUGAAAAAACACUUUUCUGCUGAAUAGUGUUUUGUUAAGUUGAAAAUAUUUCCAGUGAAUCAAAGAUCAGUGGCCUCCAGACUUUUCCCUUUGUUAUAAGAAAUUGUUGUAAAAUGUAUUCAUUGUUGAGCACUGUAUAUUCAUUGUCUUAGACAAAUAUGUUACAUUUCCUGUAAGCAGAAGUCUGUAUUUGUUGAAAUAAGUACUUUAGAAAUA
Molecule: messenger RNA, 1195 nt
Organism: Solanum verrucosum
Lineage: Eukaryota; Viridiplantae; Streptophyta; Magnoliopsida; Solanales; Solanaceae
Product: probable protein phosphatase 2C 58
Exons: 6
Coding region: 69-929 (286 amino acids)
Biological process (GO): protein dephosphorylation
Cellular component (GO): cytosol; nucleus
Molecular function (GO): protein serine/threonine phosphatase activity
Source: RefSeq, a predicted model, not a curated record